Molecule: messenger RNA, 655 nt
Organism: Hyalella azteca
Lineage: Eukaryota; Metazoa; Arthropoda; Malacostraca; Amphipoda; Hyalellidae
Product: thioredoxin-related transmembrane protein 1-like
Exons: 4
Coding region: 11-640 (209 amino acids)
Source: RefSeq, a predicted model, not a curated record
GUUUUUAAUAAUGAAGUCCUUAUUAAGAUCUUUGCUAUUGGUAUGGGCUGUAUCAUGUGUGACUGGUGCAUCAAAUUCACUUAUUCAACUCAAUGAAGAUAAUUGGCAUCUUAUGCUGGAGGGAGAAUGGAUGGUUGAGUUCUUUGCAUCAUGGUGUCCAGCAUGCAAAGCACUGCAGCCCAUCUGGAAUGAGUUCUCCGGUUGGAGCAAAGACUUGGGCAUCAAUGUUGCCCAGGUUGAUGUCACCGACUCACCUGGCUUGUCAGGACGCUUCAUGGUCACGGCCCUGCCCACAAUAUUCCAUGUGAAGGACGGAGUGUUCAGGCUGUACCGAGGGCCUCGGGACAAGGAUCAGCUCCUCAGCUUCGUGGAGGACAAGAAGUGGGUCGAGGCUGAGGAAAUUCCCACCUGGAAGAGCCCUGGGUCAUACCAGAUGGGCGUUGUGUCACAGUUCUUCAAAUUGUCAAUGGUUCUGAGGAGCGUACACUCCACGCUGGUCAAGGACUAUGGCCUGCCUGAGUGGGGUUCUUACCUCAUCUUUGCUGUCUGCACCAUCCUUGUGGGAGCUCUCAUAGGGCUGGUAAGAACCUAUGAAACUGUGAGAACCUGUGGAACUGGUGGGAACCUGUGGAACUGGUGAGAACCUGUGGAACUG